UCGAAAAACUGAACUAAACAAGCCAUUUCCACAUGCGUGAGGCUCUGCUGGAGAGCUCAGCCAACGCUGCCGAUAACACUUGUGACAGUGUGACAAUAGCUUUGAAUUGUGGUCAGUGUUUCUUCAAUAAUUUCACUGCGAUUCUCUUCCUUUGAUUAGAUUUAGUUUGGGGUGCGUCGCGCACUGUCGAGCAUUCGACAAGCAUGUCAGUGAAGCCGAGUGAGGAGCCAAGUUCGGAGGCGGGGUGGUUCGGGGACGAUUUCGAGAAGAUUGAUCGCUUUGGGAGCAACGCGGCCCAGUUCGACGACUUGGAUGUGCAGCGAAUGAAGGACUGGGAGGACGAGACAAGUGAGCAGAAACAGUUCUCGCACCAUCCCGAGAGCAACCGGCAACCGCUCCCUGUUGUCAUGGAAACUGCAUCUACAGACAAGUCAGACUCCGUGAAGAAGUCCAGUGACAUGGACGACCUCUACACCUCCCUCCUGUCCAAUCAGAACUACUCCUUCCAGCAGGACUCCUCCUCCUCCUCCUCCUACUUCUCGGGGAGCGGCGGCGGCGGUGGCGGGAAGACCUCCGGCGGCAGCGGCGGCGGAGGCCUGAUGGACGACCUGAUGUCCGGGCUGGACUCGCACGCCAUGUUCAGCUCCGACUCGGGCAUCGAGAUGACCCCCGGCGACCCGAGCGACUCGUCCCGCAAGAUCGCAGAGUCCGACCGCGGCGGCGGCGGCGGCGGCGGCAUCGGCGGCGGGAUCACGUCCGACUACAACUACAUGGACAUCAGCCGCCCGCAACAGCAGCAGAAGCAGCAGCAGCAGCAAAGCCCUCUGGACGAUGACGACGACGACGACGACGACGACUGGGGGAACAUGGGCAGCACCAUCAAGUCCAAGCCCAGCGACCUGCUCUCCGGCCUGGGAGGCCUGGGCGGGAUGGGAGCCAGUAGCGGUAGCGUUAGCACCGGAGGAAACAUAGCCGGGGGCUACAUGGAGAAGGGCGGCCCAGGGGCAGGGGCCGGUGCCCAGGGGGGCCCAGGGGUGGAGACCCUGGGGCCGGCGCUGGACGCCCAGUCCUUCCCGUACGUGGAGGAGCCGUCCGACGAGGAGCUGUCGGACUACCAGCCGUACCGCUCGCCGGGCGCCGGGAGCAGCGCCAGCCCCGUGAAGAUCACGCUGACGGAGACGCCGCCGCGCUCGCCCUCCCCGUCCAUGACGCCCGGAGGGCCCCCUGCUGUGUCGGAGAGGGACAGCAUCCUGAGCCUGGGCCUGGAGGGAGUGCCCACCGUCACCCUGUCUGAGCCAGAGGACGACAGUCCUGGAUCCACACCGCCCCUCACAGAGGAGUCGGACUCCCCUUCCGACCUCAAGUACAAGACGAGCGGCUCCAAGAGCUUCACCCCAGACAAGUCCCCGAGCCCCACCACGGCCAAGCCCAGCGGCCCCUCCUCCUCCGGCGCCGCCUUCCCGCGCUCCUCCCACGACGCCGAGGGCAGCAGCGGCGGCGAGUCCGGCGACUCGGAGAUCGAGCUGGUGUCCGAGGAGCCGGCGUCCGCCGCCGCCUCCGGCUACAUGAGCUUCAGCAAGCCCUCGUCCGCACCACCACCCCCCACCUCCGCCGCCGCGGCCGCUGCCCCGGCUCGUUCUGUGACCUCCGCCCCUGCCCCCUCCUCCGCCGCUACCCCUCCGCUCCUGCCCGCUGCCGGGCCGGGCCUCAACCAGUACAGCAUCCUGCGCGAGGAGCGCGAGGCCGAGCUGGACAGCGAGCUGGCGCUGGAGUCGUGCGGCGAGGAGAGCCCCAAGCGUGCCGGCCUCAAGGGCGCCCAGCAGCAGCAGCAGCAGCGUAAGCCCGACGCCACCCCGGCGAUGCCCGCCUUCGUCGCCGCCGUUCCCGCUGCCACCGUGACGCCCUCGCCUCCUCCGGUCGCCCCCGCGUUCGCCCCCUCCGCUCCCGCCGCCGCCAAGGCCCCCGCCGUCGAGGAGGUCAAGGCCAAGCCCAGCGUCCCGGCCCCCAGCACCCUCUCCUUCACCCCCAGCAGCAGCAGCAGCAGCAGCGGCCCCGAGCCCAAGCAGGAGAAGCCGGCGGCCGAGGAGAAGGGGAGGAGCCCUGGCCAGAGCAAAGGGCCCGACAGACAGGUGGCUCCGCCUCCACCCCUCCUCCAGGGCCUCACCAAGCAGAAGGCGAUGGAGCUGCUGUACUGGCGGGACCUGAAGCAGUCGGGGCUGCUGUUUGGCAGCGUGCUGCUGCUGCUCUUCAGCCUGACGCAGUUCAGCGUGGUCAGCGUGGGGGCCUACCUGGCCCUCGCCGCCCUCUCCGCCACCAUCAGCUUCCGCGUCUACAAGUCCGUGCUGCAGGCCGUGCAGAAGACAGACGAGGGACACCCCUUCAAGUCAUAUCUGGACAUGGAGAUCUCCCUGUCCCAGGACCAGAUGCAGAGGUAUGCUGAGAACGUGCAGUAUUACCUCAACAGCAUGCUGAAGGAGCUGCGUAGACUCUUCCUCGUACAGGACCUGGUGGAUUCACUAAAGUUUGCUGUUCUGAUGUGGCUGUUGACUUACGUGGGAGCCCUCUUCAACGGACUCACCCUGCUCAUUAUGGCUGUGGUGUCUAUGUUCUCCAUGCCUGUGGUCUAUGAGAAAUACCAGGCACAGAUUGACCAGUACCUUGGCCUAAUAAGGACUCAGGUCAACUCUGUAGUUGGGAAGAUUCAGGAGAAGAUCCCAGGGGCCAAGCGAAAGGCCGAGUAGGCUUCUAAAGCCACUGGAGAGGCCCGGUGCCCCCUGUCGCUCACGCCCUCCCCAUUCAGGAGAAGGCUGAACGACCGGAGAGCUCCCGUACACAAACAAACGCACGCUCACACAGACAGAUAUAUACACAAAACAUAUGCGCACACACACACACACACACACACACACACACACACACACACACCAGAGAAGUGCAUACCUACACUCAUACAUACAUGCGCAGAUAUAAACAACACACCAUGCACCACAUGGUCACUGGAACAUAGUCUUAUUUCGUGUGCACUGUGGUGUUUAGAAGCUGAAGCCACGCUGUAAAGGAGAAGUCCCCACCCCUGCUGUCCGUCAUAACGAUAGUGUCAAAACAGCGCCCUCUGUUGCUCAUGUCAAGCACUAAGAUCUAGUCAGAAAAAAAAAAUACUUAAAAAAAAAACAUUAACAAUGUUAAACCAUGUAAAAUGAAAUUUAAAAAAAAAACAGAACUAGAUGUGUUUUUUUUUUGUGUCGCUUUAUUAAGUGCAUGAAGUCAAGAGUCUGAACAAAAGAAAAAAAUACCUUUCCUUUCUGUUCUUUUUUCAUCCUUUCCCUCCUUUCUUCCGCUCCUGUCCCAGCUGUGCUGAAGGCGUUUCUUAGUAGUGUGUGAAGGAUCUCUCCAGCUUUAGUGCUCUCCUGUGAUAGUCUCUUCUUCUUCAAAGAAAAAAAUAAAUAAACAACAAAAAAAAAAACUAAAGAAAUCAUGAAAUUGAAAAAAGCUUAUUGUUGCCGGGGCAACGGGUGGGGCUUCUCUUCUAUCGAUAUACCUGUAAACAUAUGAAUACACAGCUUGACUCUUGGACCUUUUUUUUUUCUUUCGUUGUGUUGUCUGGCACAAAAAAAGCGACUAUAUAUAGCAAUGUUUGGAUUAGGUAUGGUAAACUCGUAUAGCGUUUGUUCUUUUGUAUAACUCUUUAAGAAACUACACCGACUCAUGUUUUUAGGUACCGUCAUCAAAUACCACUUCUUUUAAAAAAACAAAACUGCGAGAAAGAGAGACGGGAGGAAGCUCUAGCGAGUGACGGCCAGCUUGUUGAACCUGUCCAACUUUGUACUCUGUUUCAGUGUAGUUCUUUAUUUUUUCUUUGUUUUUUCUUCUUAGCCAUGGACUCUUAACUAUUUGCACUUAAGAUGUAACCAUUAAUGAAUGCGAAAAUAAAUGUUCUUAAAUGUA
Molecule: messenger RNA, 3945 nt
Organism: Sardina pilchardus (European sardine)
Lineage: Eukaryota; Metazoa; Chordata; Actinopteri; Clupeiformes; Clupeidae
Gene: rtn1b
Product: reticulon 1b
Exons: 9
Coding region: 204-2741 (845 amino acids)
Biological process (GO): endoplasmic reticulum tubular network formation; brain development; neuron differentiation
Cellular component (GO): endoplasmic reticulum membrane; neuron projection; postsynaptic density
Source: RefSeq, a predicted model, not a curated record